AUGACGUGGUUUGAGACUUUCGACAAGGCCUUGGAUAUUAUCGAGACUGGUACAAUGUUUGUUUUAGUCAUCACCAGUAUGACGCUCGUUGUCCUUCAAUACAUCGUCGAUGAAAAGAAAGCCAAGAACCAGCAAAAACGUGCUGCUAUAGCUGAUGCGGCUGCAAAAGCGGCCGAAGAGAGACGAUUGAGGGGUGAGGAGGAUGGUGGGUUGUAA
Molecule: messenger RNA, 216 nt
Organism: Glarea lozoyensis ATCC 20868
Lineage: Eukaryota; Fungi; Ascomycota; Leotiomycetes; Helotiales; Helotiaceae
Exons: 1
Coding region: 1-216 (71 amino acids)
Source: RefSeq, a predicted model, not a curated record